Molecule: messenger RNA, 1926 nt
Organism: Caenorhabditis briggsae
Lineage: Eukaryota; Metazoa; Nematoda; Chromadorea; Rhabditida; Rhabditidae
Exons: 5
Coding region: 1-1926 (641 amino acids)
Source: RefSeq, a predicted model, not a curated record
AUGAGAGUUGGACAGCUGAAAUCAAGAAUGCCUCAUCCACUGUCCCUUCUCCUCCUACUCCCAUUGAUUUGUCAUGGACAAAUUCCAACAGAUUAUGGAUCAAUGCGUAGUAAUCCAUUGCCAACUGCAUACAUUCCAGUUGGCGUUGGCUUCACUCCAGACCUCACGAAUCUCAAGGACGGCUUCGGGACCUUUGGAGCAUACAUCGGAAACCAGAACUACAAUGCUGAGACCUAUGUCACAUGUGGAAAGAAACAGACAAAUUAUCUGAAUCCUCAAAUGGUAGAUAGUGCCGGUGCAGGUGUCCAUGUCGUCUGUGAACCAUCUCCGGAUCGUGUCAUUGUGACAUUGGAUGGAUCUCCGGCGAUUUAUAAACAAUGGAAGAGAGAUUUGAAGCAGGAGUGUGAGAUGUUCACGUGCUCUUCGGAAGACUAUCCGGCUGCUGGAACACAAAUCGGAGUAAUGGAUGUUAAGGCGUACUACGAGUAUAAUGGAUCUCCAACUCCAUCGAAACCACCGAUGUUGGUGGAUGAGAAGGAUGUGAAGGUGAUGUCUGCGGAUCCGGAGAAGCCAGAGACAAACGUGUGCAAGAAUAAAAAGGCUGGAUAUUCUUCAGAUCAAGCCACUGGUUCAGUACUCUUCGCCAACGAAGGAAAAUGCUACAAGACUUAUGAAGAUCUCAGUGCCAAAAUUGAAGAAAGCGGAACUUUUAUUCAAGUGCCAAGAUGGUUGAAACCAGGAGAGAAGGUUCGAAACAAGCGAUCGUCUUUCUACCAUGGAGAACACGCUCCCUCUAGUGGCACUCGUACCCCAUACAACUUCCAAUCGAUCACCUCAAUGGAUGGAAUGAAUUAUAAGGAUUGUCUAACUGCUUGUGACGUUGGAUCAGUUGUCAAGUACUCCAUGCACCCUUAUGCAUACCAAAUGACAAUUCGAAUGGACACUCGAAAAUGUACGGCGUUUAGAAUCUGUAUCGCUCCUGAAAGUCAUAGUGAUGACAGUGUUGUUCCCAAAUGUGACCCUCAGAAAAUCAUCGAUGUGAAUGUGCAGAGUGGAAUUGUGACAUGGCCAAAUACGGGACGUUCCUCGCUCAUUGAGCUUGACCAUCCACACAGAGAUAAGGCUUAUCCAUUGGCCAUCGAAUUCGGUUAUGGAAUCGAUAUCAAUGGAAAGCAACAAGCCGAGUAUUACAUUGGAAACGAUCAUCGAGAGAUUGUGUCAAGUGAUUCGCUUGGAUUCUCGGCUGAGGAUUCGACGAAACUUGCGUUCUUUUUCCCGACGGAAGACUGCUUGGCACCGAGAGCUGGAAUCUUCUCGAAGAACAUUCAACAUGGCCGAACCCUGACCAGAUCGCAAAGUGUGACAAUGGGAGCGCCGUACAAUCAAACGUCGAAGAUCCCAAUCACGGCUCCUCAAGCAGAAGUCGUCACCACCACGACAACCAUCGCACCCGUGAAUCUCCCUCUCACGACGACUCAGGCGGCGCCACGUGCGAUUCCAGAUGCACUCGUCGGUGGUAAGGAUGUUUUUGAGACGAACGCCUUCUCGAAAGCGUUGUACGUGGAAGGCAAAUGGUGGACAUGGGGAAUUUAUAUUGGAUUUGUGAUUGGAACACUUUUGACACUGGGUAUUGGAGCUGGACUCUUCUAUGCGCUUCGGAGAACUGUCUUUGCCAUUUGGUACCGUGGAAUGUACAAACGAUACGGAUGCGAUGCGUCAGGAACCACUGGAGGCAUCACUGGCGUUGGAUUUGGAAACACUGUAACUGGCGACGUAACGGUGCAGGGAACCACUGGUGGAACGACGGCUGGAGAAUCGGUGAUGGGAACAACUGGUACAACUGGUGGCACUACUGGAACAUCGACUGAAACGUCGACACUACUCGAUAAAACUGGCGGCGGAGAGCAGAAAUCGCUUGCCAUGUGA